AUGGCGAACUUUGCCGCACAAGACGGGAACAAUCAUAACACAAGCGAGAUGAACCAUACUAGCACAUCAGCAUUGUUAACCAGUGUAUUUGUAUCUAUUUCAGCCUUGAACAUUUUGCUGUCCAUUACUGCAUCACUGGGCAAUGCUUUGAUCCUCGUUGCUCUUCAAAAGGAGACUUCUCUUCAUCCUCCAACAAAACUUUUGUUCCGGUCUCUUGCAGUCACUGACUUUUUUGCUGGCCUUAUUUCACAACCACUUUUUGCGGUUUCUGUUAUGACGCGACUAAUUAGGAUGAACUUUCACAACGAAGGCUACAUUGUUACAGGUUUUGUUUUGUGUGGGUUAUCAGUCUUAACAUCGACGGCCAUAAGCGUGGACAGACUUCUUGCCCUCUUACUGGGUUUAAGAUACAGACAUGUUGUAACUUUGAGACGAACUCGAGCAGUUAUAUUCUGUUUCUUUGCCACUGGUGUUUCGUGUGGAACGAUGCAUUUUUGGAAUAAAGACAUUGCCUGGGUUGCAGUAAUUAUCCUUGGAGUGGUUUCUCUGAUAACUUCAAUCUUCUCGUACACUAUGAUUUACUUCAGAUUACAACAACAUCAAGCUCAGGUACAAGACCAUACAAACAAGGGAUGUCCGAACGGAGGAGGAAUUCCUCUAAAUGUAGCUCGAUACAAGAAGACAGUUUCCAGCAUAGCGUGGGUGCAGAUGGUGUUAGUAGCUUGCUAUCUUCCGUAUUUUAUCAUGUCUAUUCUCAGAUUAAGUAUCACUUCAAAUGGACGGCUAAUAGAGGUGUUGUAUUUAGCUGCCGUGACUCAAAUAUACCUAAACUCGUCUCUGAACCCAAUUCUCUGUUGUUGGAAGAUCAGAGAAGUGGGGCAAGCUGCAAAGGACACAAUCAGACAGAUCUGCCCCUUUUAUAGAUAA
Orbicella faveolata is the source of this 927-nucleotide messenger RNA. RefSeq names its product melanocortin receptor 4-like. The record is from RefSeq and is a predicted model, not a curated record. Gene Ontology annotation, cellular component: plasma membrane. NCBI's taxonomy places the organism in Eukaryota, Metazoa, Cnidaria, Anthozoa, Scleractinia, Merulinidae. Gene Ontology annotation, molecular function: G protein-coupled receptor activity. Gene Ontology annotation, biological process: G protein-coupled receptor signaling pathway.